AUGGGAAAGAAACAAGUGUGCCCACCUCGUGCCCUCCCUCCAGUGCCUUCUGCAGAUGAAAUUCCACUCAGUCGUCCCAAGAAAAGGAAACCCAAAGGAAAGACUCCGUUAGAUGGCAUCGUCCCAGCAGCAGUUCGUCGGCAGUCUGAAAGCAGUGAGCCUCUGACUCCUGAACCUCUUGAUGUCCCUCAGAGGAAACGCAAGAAGAAGAAAGUACCUACCGAUUCUGAGACUUCUUUUACCCAGAAAAAUGUUGCAUCCCUAUUUCAGAAUGGAAAUGGCAUGGAUGUCCCUGAAGCUGAAGAAACAGUGAUCCGCAGACAAAGAAAAAAAACAAAGAAACCUCGGCCAGCUGAAAUGCACACUUCUAAUGACCUGGAAGUGGAGGAGGAAGACAUCAUUGAUGAUGAGAACAGAAAGAGCCCAGAUCAGCAGCCUGUGUUUGCUGCUCCCACUGGGAUUAGCCAGCCCGUUAGCAAAGUGUUUGUUGAAAAGAAUCGGCGUUUUCAUGCAGCUGACCGUGCAGAAUUUAUUAAAACGACUGAAAAUAUCAAUGUACUUAUGGAUGUGAAGGCUUCAUGGACUACCAGAGAUGUUGCGCUCUCAGUCCACCGAAGUUUCAGGGUGAUCGGACUCUUUACCCAUGGCUUCCUUGCUGGGUAUGCUGUAUGGAACAUCAUUGUUAUCUACAUUUUGGCAGGAAAUCAGUUUUCCACGAUUUCUAACCUGCUUGAGCAGUAUAAGACACUAGCAUACCCAGCUCAAAGUUUGUUCUAUUUGUUGCUGUCUAUCAGUACAGUCUCAGCUUUUGACAGGAUUGAUCUGGCAAAAGCAUCAGUUGCACUGAGGGGCUUUCUUACCCUGAACUCAGCAGCAGUAGCCUCUUUCUUGUACUUUGCUGCUCUUAUCUUAUCCUUAAGCCAGCAGAUGACGUGUGACAGAAUUAACCUCUACACACCACCUUCAGAAAAUGGCAGCAUCUGGAUGGCAGGUACAGAGGAAGAAAUUAUUCAGCCGUGGGUUGUGGUGAAUCUGGUAGUGUCUAUUCUGGUUGGGACAAGUUGGAUCUUAUUGUCAUAUCGACCGGAGUUAGACUACAGUGAAGAACUGAUGUUUCAUGCUGAAAUCGAGGAAUUUCCCCAGGGAGAUACUAUACCCAGAGUCCAGCCAUAGAGUGGAAGCAUCUGUAAAUACUGUAGCUGUGACUGAUGGCUCAACAUAUUGUAUAUUAUAGACAUAUAUUAUAACCUUCA
Messenger RNA from Mesitornis unicolor (brown roatelo), 1253 nucleotides. It is a transcript of the gene TMEM237, whose product is annotated as transmembrane protein 237. The transcript has 12 exons. The record is from RefSeq and is a predicted model, not a curated record. The coding region runs from base 1 to 1173 and encodes 390 amino acids. Gene Ontology annotation, biological process: cilium assembly. NCBI's taxonomy places the organism in Eukaryota, Metazoa, Chordata, Aves, Mesitornithiformes, Mesitornithidae. Gene Ontology annotation, cellular component: ciliary transition zone.